ACGAGCAUUGCGCAUACCUUGUGGCAGUUUUCUCAUAGACGACACAAUUAUCUAGUAUGAAAUAAAAGUAUUUAUAUGAAAUCGUGAACUUUAAAAGGUGUAAAUACAAGUGGCAAAACAGUUUAAAGUCGAUUCAGCAGAUGCAUGUUCUUCGGUUCGUAAUUUAGUGAGUUAAUAGCCCGGACGAUACCUUCAAGGCUCCUGGUUCUCCAUUGGCCGAAUCAUUUGAAUCGAGGCAUAACCCUGACAACAUGGAAUAAUGUGUGAAUAUUGAUACUUGCAUCGGAUAUUAUUAAAAAUACAGGAAUGGCUAAAGAAAUGAUGCCAUCUGAGAAAUUACGAUCCGAUAGAGGCUAUGGAGCUGCGUGUGGAGAAUCAAACAAAGGACUCGGGGGGUACGAUAAUCGUUGCUACAAACGGAUCCACUCCAGCACCGUCACUCCUUGGAGCUGCGUGUCAAGGCUUUAAGAUACCAUUGGAUCGACAACUUGGUCUGUAUACAAAGGACAAUGUGAUGUUAUCACAUCGCAAAAACGUUGCAGCCUAUGGUCUAAGUAAUGGCGAUACUGUCUAUUUGCGGCCUAAAGGCGAAAGAGAUGAUCUACUGUUUUUAUUGAAUUGGCGUGUGCUUGCCAUUGGACUUCUGCUGACUUCCACAGUUGGUAGUACUGUUCUCGUCGCCAUCUACCUAUUAACAGCCGGACGGGCACCCUUCAUUUAUGGUGUUGUAAUAGACGCCGGUUCUUCCCACUCCGAAGCGACACUCUAUAAUUGGAACGGCAAUAAAUACUACGGCACAGGAAAGGCAAAACAGGUGGCGCAUGUAAAGAACGACGAUUCCGGAAUCUCAGAUCUCAAGCCACGUGAAGUGCAGCGCUCAAUUGAAGAACUCUUGGAAAAAAUUAAAAUGCACAUUCCAUCUACUCAACGACAUGGGACUCCUGUAUACCUCGCAGCUACGGCUGGAAUGCGACUUCUUAAUAUUAGCAGUCCGGAGGAGGUGGACUUAAUUUUGUUAGCAGCGGAAGCAGGCAUUAAGGGAUCCGGUCUGAAAUUCGGCGGAGCAGGCCUACUCAGUGGUAUAGACGAAGGUCUCGCCGCCUGGCUGUCCUCUAACUAUCUGCUUGACAGGCUGCCCAGAGACCGGAAUGACCCAAAAGAUCUCGUGGGUGCAAUGGACUGUGGAGGUGCGUCUACGCAGAUUGCGUUUGAGGUACCAUUUAAGAAGCAACAUCGUGAAUUCCGUUCCCUUAAGCUGUAUGGACGUUUCUAUAAUGUGUUCUCACGUAGUUACCUGUGCUACGGAAUGAAUGAGGCAUUCAAUCGGUACAUUAUGUUGCUGCUGCGUAACCAGAAGUACGAUGUAAUUAAGUCGAUCGAGUCGCCAUGUCAUAAUCAGGGAUACGAUGAUUACAUAGCCUUAAGCAAGAUACUCACUCCGUGCACAUCGCACAAGGAGCUGCCUGACACACUCCGCGGAAUGAACCAAACGGAUCUCCGUAUUAUCGGUACGAGUAACACGCGAUGGUGCGCCUUCUACACAAACACGCUUUUCGGCGAGAAGGAUUGUCGGGCUUUGGGUUUCAUCGAAUGCUUCAAUAAAAUUCCUAUCUCAAUCCCAGAUAUUAAUUAUGUGGCUUUCUCCGCGUUCACGUACACUACGUUGCAACUAAAGUUCCAAGGAACUAGCAUGAGUGAGUUCAAACAAACCGCGCAGGCAUUUUGUUCUCUUGAUUACGAAAAUGUGAAGCAAGAUUACUAUUCUAACGAGACCAUAAAAUAUGCAUCAGCGGCAUGCUUCAGGGCAAAUUAUGUUUAUACUCUGCUGAACAGUUACAAUAUCACUGACAGCAAUUUCAAGAAAAUACACUUCCGUAAACGGGCGAAAGGCUAUAAUCUGGGGUGGUCAUUAGGGUAUAUGAUAAAUGCCACAAACGCGAUUCCAGAAGCCGAGCCUAAUCCUGCACUUAUUCCAACUUCGUGGCUCAUCACUUUCCUCGUCAUAUUUACUGUCGUCUUAACAGUUGGACUCCUUGCGCUAGUUAUCGCUCGUAGGAGGUCACAACGUGCAACUGAUAACAUAUCUACCGACACUGAAGACUUGCAGAUGAAGCAGACGGUGACGUAAAUAUCACUUCGCGCUCUUUCUUGCUAUAGAUAAAGUAACUCUGGGCAUUCAUUUGAACAGGACACUGCGUCAACUUCGACUUUAGUCGUAGAAACACUGACUUCGCAUAAUACAGGACAUUCGAGCAUGCUCGGUCGGCCAAUCUUAUAGUGUACAACAUCUCCAAAAUAAGCGGAUAACUGCUACAGCGCGUAUGUCGAUCAAUAGUACACUGCAGAUGAGUUAGAGUAUGUAUAAAAAACAAGUAGUUAUGAGAAAUUGUUCCGUACAGAGUGAUAUCAUAAAAUGAAUAUGCAGGAUAAUUCUCUAUAUUUAAUUAUUUCGUACUUAAUCUCUGCUGGUCUGUUAAAGCACUCCAUGGUAAAUAUGGAUAAUUAACAACUUCCAUGAAUUCACUGAAUCCGACAGUAACCAUAACAUACACUUACAUUAGCCAAUACUAGUUUCGUAUACACAGAAUGAUCGACGAUUUUAUAAAUGGACGAAUGAAACUUCAAUAAAAGUGUAAUGUAAAUAAAGUUUAAUGUUAUAAGAUAAUAAACCGUGGAAAAAUUAAGGUGGUGUGUUAAAUUGUAAGAGUGAAAAAUCUUCGGAUUGUAUGGAUACCCUCAUACAUUAUAUUGCAUAUUUCUCAAGACUGGUGGCAAACGAAUCAUCAAAUAUACAGAAUACGCGCUUGUAUAAUGACAUUUUAUUUAUGUUAGGUACGCAUGUGCCCACAUGGCAGCGCUGGAAUGGUCCGCUAAUCAGCAUCUUU
Varroa destructor (honeybee mite) is the source of this 2885-nucleotide messenger RNA. RefSeq names its product ectonucleoside triphosphate diphosphohydrolase 2-like. Gene Ontology annotation, biological process: nucleoside diphosphate catabolic process. Gene Ontology annotation, cellular component: plasma membrane. The record is from RefSeq and is a predicted model, not a curated record. Lineage: Eukaryota; Metazoa; Arthropoda; Arachnida; Mesostigmata; Varroidae. Gene Ontology annotation, molecular function: ribonucleoside triphosphate phosphatase activity; GDP phosphatase activity; UDP phosphatase activity.